AUGAAUCAGUCUUUCAACUUUUCAUCUUCUGGCCCAACCGAGAUUCCAAUGGUGGGUAUCCCCAAAGAAGUGGGUAGAGGAGGUUGGGGCAUUUUAUCUGGAUCUGGUGUCCAUCAUGCCUCAAGUGAUGCUACCCUCUUUUCAAGCUCGUUACCUGUUCUUCCACAUCCAAAGUUGAACUUGAAUGAUACAGAACAUGGCUGUCAAUCUAUUGAUGAUCUCUCAACUGGCUUAAAUAAGCUGGGCCAUAAUUUGGAGGGCAAUGAUACACUUGAAGAUAUUGAAACUCAUGCGAUUGGAAGCUUGCUUCCUGGUGACGAGGAGGAGCUAUUAGCUGGCAUAGCAGAUGAUCUUGACCUCAGUGGGUUGCCUGGUUCCCUGGAAGACUUGGAAGAGUAUGAUCUCUUUGGUAGUGGAGGUGGCAUGGAAUUGGAAACUGAUCCACAGGAGAGCCUGCGAGUUGGCAUGGCAAAAGUAAGUUUAUCUGAUGGUGCUACUGGGAAUGGGAUCGCUCAUUAUGCUCUUCCAAAUGGCGUGGGAGCUGUUGCUGGAGAACAUCCAUAUGGAGAGCAUCCUUCUAGAACAUUAUUUGUGCGAAAUAUCAAUAGUAAUGUUGAGGAUUCAGAACUGAAAGCACUUUUUGAGCAAUAUGGCGACAUUAGAACGCUGUACACUGCAUGUAAACAUAGGGGCUUUGUGAUGAUAUCUUAUUAUGAUAUUCGUGCUGCUCGAACUGCUAUGCGCACAUUACAAAAUAAGCCUCUGCGACGGAGGAAACUUGAUAUUCACUUCUCAAUUCCAAAGGAUAAUCCAUCAGAGAAAGAUAUUAAUCAAGGAACCUUGGUAGUUUUCAAUUUGGAUCCAUCAGUUUCAAAUGAAGACCUCCGUCAAAUAUUUGGGGCUUAUGGCGAGGUCAAAGAGAUAAGGGAAACACCGCACAAGAGACAUCAUAAAUUUAUUGAGUAUUAUGAUGUCAGAGCUGCAGAAGCAGCCCUUAAGUCAUUAAAUAGGAGCGACAUAGCUGGUAAACGCAUAAAACUUGAACCCAGUCGCCCUGGUGGAGCUCGUCGAAACUUGAUAUUGCAACUGAAUCAAGACCUUGAACAAGAUGAAUCUCGGAGUUAUCGACAUCCUGUGGGUUCACCGAUAACCAACUCUCCACCAGGUAGCUGGGCACAGUUCAACCCCAUUGAACAUAGUCCUGUACACAGUAUUAGUAAAUCUCCUGGUUUCAGGACCCUGAGUCCAACAAAUAGCAACCAUUUGCCUGGAUUGGCGUCAAUUCUGCAUCCCCAAGUAUCAAACAAUGUGAAGGUUGCACCUAUCGGCAAUAACCAAGGAAGGGGGAGUCAUGUGGAUCAUAUAUUUACCAAUACAAACUCAUCCCAGGGAUCUGCAUUUCAACAAUCACAUUCAUUUCCAGAGCCAAAUUCAAGCCAUUUCCAUGGCAGUAUGCACUCAUUUGGUCCUUCAACCUCAAGUGGAUCUGGUAUGGAAACGUUAUCAGGCCCACAAUUUCUUUGGGGGAGUCCGACUCCUUACUCAGAACACACCAAUUCUUCAGCUUGGCCGCGACAGUCAGUGGGACAUCAACUUACAUCUAAUGGGAAGGGUCAUGCCUUUCCAUUCUCAGGUCAUCGUGGCUCUUUCCUUAGCCCUUCCCAUCACCAUCAUCAUGUUGGAUCCGCCCCAUCUGGUGUUCCGUUAGAAAGGCACUUCAAUUACUUCCCCGAGUCACCAGAAACUUCAUUUUUGAGUUCCACUGCCUAUGGAGGCAUGGGUUUGGGCCCCAACGGUGGAAAUUUUAUGAUGAAUAUGAGUACUUGUGCUGCUAGGAAUGUUGGUGUAUCUAUACCAGGAAACAUGUCUGAAAGUAAUUCCUCAAGCUUUAAAAUGAUGGCCUCACCAAAGCUUAGCCCUGUGUUUUUAGGUAAUAGCCCAUACACAGGACUGCCACCUACAAGCAUAGAUGGUUUAAUUGAGCGUGGGCGGAGCAGACGAGUUGAGAAUAGUGGGAGCCAGAUUGAUAGCAAGAAACAAUACACCUCAAAAAUGUUACUUGCUGCAAUAGAUGAAAAUCACAAGGGUACUUUCGAUUUUCUCUAUCUGCCGAUUGAUUUUAAGAACAAAUGCAAUGUGGGCUAUGCAUUUAUCAAUAUGCUGUCUCCUUCACACAUCAUCCCAUUUUAUGAGGCAUUCAAUGGAAAGAAGUGGGAGAAGUUCAAUAGUGAAAAAGUUGCCUCCUUGGCUUAUGCUCGUAUCCAGGGGAAGGCAGCUCUUGUGGCCCACUUUCAAAAUUCAAGCCUAAUGAAUGAAGACAAACGUUGUCGCCCGAUUCUCUUUCACUCAGAGGGUUCUGAGGCUGGUGUUCAGAUUAUCCAAGAACAUCUUCCUUCCAAUAAUAUGAACAUCCAUGUCGGUCAGCGAAACGAGUCGGACUCUGAUUCAUCAGGAAGCCUAGAGUGUGGCUCUGAUGAGAAGCCCGAUAAGAGUUAA
This is a messenger RNA of Prunus armeniaca (apricot), 2496 nucleotides long. Lineage: Eukaryota; Viridiplantae; Streptophyta; Magnoliopsida; Rosales; Rosaceae. The record is from the annotation of a GenBank genome assembly.